Messenger RNA from Pyrus x bretschneideri (Chinese white pear), 1575 nucleotides. RefSeq names its product protein LURP-one-related 8. The coding region runs from base 387 to 1163 and encodes 258 amino acids. The record is from RefSeq and is a predicted model, not a curated record. The transcript is spliced from 2 exons. NCBI's taxonomy places the organism in Eukaryota, Viridiplantae, Streptophyta, Magnoliopsida, Rosales, Rosaceae.
GAUUAGGCCUCCACUACGCUAAUUAUGAGAAUAAGUAUAUUAUAAAAAUAUAUUCCUUGUCACCUUUCAUCCGACGGCAGGAAUACGAUAUAUCAGCCACCUCUCUCAUCCCAUCCCUUCAUUUUUUACUAUUUUUUAUUUUUUAUGCUUUUUUUUAAUUUUUUUUCCCUCCUGUUCCUAAAUUGUGUGACGUCACACGUCGGUGGAGCACUCGUGCUACGACUUUUUAUCCCCAAAACGACUGUGCUUUAAUUGGUGCGCCAUCCCGAUUCCUGCGAAUUCAACGCUCAUGAUGCACUCAUUAAAUUUGGACCACGCAAAUUUCUCACCACACCCACCUCAACCCCCCACCCCUCACCCCGGAUUCUCCUUUUCCGGGUAUAUAUAUGAAUCCCAAGUUGUUUCUUAAACUUAUUCAUUUACAAAGCCUCCCCAACCAAAAAAAAAAAAAUUACUUGCCUUCUGCUACUACUUGUGGCGUUCAUAAUUUUGGAAGGUCAGGGAUGACAAAGGUGUACCCGAACACUGCAAAUGCCAACACUGUCCCCGCCUGCGAGCCUCAGAGGCUCAAGAGCUCCGGCUCCGACGACGAAAACGCGACGGUCCUGACGGUGUGGAAGAAGUCCUUGCUGUUGAGCUGCAAUGGGUUCACGGUGUUCGACUCCAAGGGCAAUUUGGUCUUUAGGGUUGAUAACUACUUGGCCGGCCAUAAGGGCGAGAUCGUCCUCAUGGACGCCUCCGGCAAACCUCUCCUCACCAUCCGUCGCAAGCGGCUGAGCUUUGGGGACAACUGGGUGGUGUACGACGGAGAAACCGACGUGAAUCCGCGGUUCUGCGCGACUAAGCACGUGAACAUCCUCAAGAACAAGUGCUUGGCGCACAUGACCUCAGCCAACAGCUGCAAAGGUAGUGGCUCGUCGAAAAACUACGACAACAAGAACGCGGUGUUUUAUCAGAUGGAAGGGUCGUACGCGGAGCGGUGCUGCGCGGUGUACGACAGCAAAAGGAGGGGGGUGGCCGAGAUCAAGAGGAAGGAGGCAGUGGGCGGAGUAGCGUUGGGAGUCGACGUCUUUCGCCUCAUCGUGCAGCCCGAUAUGGACACGGCGGUGGCCAUGUCCCUCGUCAUCUUGCUUGACCAGAUGUACGGGACGUCGAGGCGGUGAAAAGUUAAAACUCCUUUUACUUCGUCACCCACCUUUUUCCCCUUGGUGGAUUCACAUCUCCUCCUCCUCUAUAAAUUCUAUGUUCCAUCUCUCUUUUUUGGUCUGAUCUCGCCGAUCUCUGGUUGUCUCUCCGAUAUUCCCACUUGCUUUUAUCUUUUAUCUUUUUCUUUCCCCUUUUUUUUUUUUCCCUUCUUUUAAAUCGGAAAAAAUCAGUGAAGCUUGGUUUUUUCCUUUUAUAUAAAAAACCAAGCUUCUUUUAGUGGGAUGUAAAUAGGACUUGGAAACAACAAAGUUUAUCGGACGUAGGUUUAUGUUUUUAGUUUUAAGAAUUUCAGCAGAAACAUAUGUAAUGUGUGAAAAGUUGAUACGGUGAAUAUAUUUUUGCAGUAAUUAUCUUGUUGCUGUUUUGGAA